AUGCUUCAAGAAGAGAAAGAUGAAAGAUCGUCCAUGUACCAACACCCUAAGUACAGGGAAAUAGAAAAGUUCCAGCUCCUAAAUGAGGAUCAGAUGAAAGCUGCUUUCUUGGUUUACAUGGAUCUAUGUGAAGAUAAACAGUGGUGGAACCUUGAACUUCAUCCUUGUUGUGACCUUGACCUUGUAUUUAUAUCUGGACAUGCAGCAAGACACACCCCUAGAGAGUUAGUGCUCCCUGUACCCAGCGGAUGUUCCUUGACCCCAGGGGAUCUCCAGAACUACCUCCACAGUGUCAGUCUGGAGGAAUACCACACAUCAGGUAUAACCAUGGCCAUUAUGGAUACAGAUUCCACAACUGUUUACUACAAAAUAUCUGAUGGCCUUGUACCACCCGCUUCGCCAGAAUCAACAGAGAGAAAGAAAUUCUACCAGACAGAAGUGACAAAUAAAAGAAGACUGCAUGCAGUAGCCAGUGUAGAUAAAUAUAUAGAAAAGAAAGGCAAGAUAGAGAGAUCAAAUGAAUCAGAAAUAGAUAAGAAAGUACACGGCAACGAUUGAACAAUAUGAUGAAAUCGUAUGGAUGGAAUUUGUUAAAGUCAGCUCGAACAGGCUAAAGUGUGUAGAAAGUGUGUAGCUGGGACAUGCUAAGUGUGUAGCUGGAUCAUGCUUAGUGUGUAGCUGGAACAUGCUUAAGUGUGUAGCUGGAACAUGCUUAAGUGUGUAGCUGGAACAUGCUUAAGUGUGUAGCAAGAACAUGCUUAAGUGUGUAGCAGGAACAGGCUUAAGUGUGUAGCUGGAACAUGCUUAAGUGUGUAGCUGGAACAUGCUUAAGUGUGUAGCUGGAACAUGCUUAAGUGU
This is a messenger RNA of Ylistrum balloti, 858 nucleotides long. Its product is annotated as tRNA-splicing endonuclease subunit Sen15-like. Gene Ontology annotation, biological process: tRNA splicing, via endonucleolytic cleavage and ligation. Lineage: Eukaryota; Metazoa; Mollusca; Bivalvia; Pectinida; Pectinidae. The transcript is spliced from 4 exons. Gene Ontology annotation, molecular function: nucleic acid binding. The record is from RefSeq and is a predicted model, not a curated record. Bases 1 to 558 code for a protein of 185 amino acids.